This is a messenger RNA of Elgaria multicarinata webbii, 1023 nucleotides long. RefSeq names its product gap junction protein alpha 9 (gene GJA9). Gene Ontology annotation, molecular function: gap junction channel activity. The record is from RefSeq and is a predicted model, not a curated record. Gene Ontology annotation, biological process: cell-cell signaling. NCBI's taxonomy places the organism in Eukaryota, Metazoa, Chordata, Lepidosauria, Squamata, Anguidae. Gene Ontology annotation, cellular component: connexin complex.
AUGGGAGACUGGAAUUUCCUGGGUGGAAUUUUAGAGGAAGUUCACAUUCACUCCACAAUGGUUGGUAAGAUCUGGCUCACCAUCCUCUUCAUCUUCCGAAUGCUUGUUGUUGUUGUUGUGGCUGCUGAAGAUGUCUGGAAAAAUGAGCAGGCUGAAUUUAUUCGCAACACAGAACAACCUGGUUGCAGAAAUGUCUGCUACGAUCAUGCCUUCCCUAUUUCUCUCAUCAGGUACUGGGUGUUGCAGGUGAUCUUGGUAUCAUCGCCUUCCUUGGUCUACAUGGGCCAUGCCUUGUACAAACUAAAAACACUAGAAAUUGAGUGGCAAAUGAAAAAGGUGCAGGUGAGAGCUGAUUUGAGGCAGAAUUUGAAUGAACAUCGUAAGAGACUUGAGAAGGAGCUCGGCAACUGGUACAAAGAAAGCUGAACAGAGCCUCUGAGAGGUUCACUGCUCUGCAUUUAAGUGAUCCACGUUUUUACUAGAUCUGUUCUUGAAACUGGGUUUAUGAUUGGCCAAUAUCUUCUCUAUGGCUUUCAACAAGAUCCUCUUUAUGAAUGCCAAACGGAUCCUUGUCCAAAUAUAGUUGACUGCUUUGUGCCAAGUCCAACCGAAAAGACGGUUGUUUUUAUGCAAUCCCUUGCAACCCUUUCACUGGGCCUGAACAUCCUAGAAACUGUUCAUCUGCGUUUUAAGAAGGCCUCGCACCGCAACGCCGCCAGCAGAGAGCGCGGCGGCUGCAGCAGCCCCCGGUGGAGGGGGGGGCACCGACCUCCGCGUCUAAGCACCAGCACCGCGGAGGGGAGGGGGCGCAAAGGACCCGCCCACCGACCUCCGCGCCCUUCCGGUGGACGGCUGAAGAGAAACGGCGCCAGAGGGUUGCAGUCCGGAGGCGAAUCUUCCUGGCGCCUUUCGGCUUCUUCCGCCCGAUUCCUCCUCCUGGCGCGGCCCAUAGAAGCACACGGAGGGCGCGGCGCGGCGCGGCGCUGCUCGCCCGUCUCCAUGGUGACGCCGUCGCGUCCAUGA